AUGAUGAGCGACGUGGCCCAUACAACCGGGGACGAGGUGGUCCCGCCUCUCAGCUCGGCAAAGGACAACAACACGACAGUCAAAGAGCACGAGCUGUUUCGGGGCAAGUGGCAGCUGUAUACGUUCGUGGGAGCUAUCUUGCUCGGCCAGGGAGUCAACAUGAUGCCGUUUGGAGCGACACUAUCGUCUCAACUCAUCAUCGCCAGGGAGCUCGGGGUGGCAGACGAUGCUGGGCAAAUCACCUGGAUAGUCGCUGCCUUUUCCAUGACCGCAGCUUUCUUUGUCCUCAUUGGCGGCCGGCUGAGCGACAUUUAUGGGCCACGCAUCAUAUGGCAGGCAUCGAUGGCGUGGAUGAUGGUCUGGAAUCUGGUGACGAGCUUUGCAAGGAGCCCUCCCUUUUUCGAUGCUUGCCGCGGACUGGCGGGAAUAAGCUCAGGAAUGCUGCUUCCGGCAGGGAUCGGCCUUCUUGCCCGUUGUUAUCCACCAGGUGUCGGCCGUGCGGUUGUGUUUGGCCUUUUUGGCGCGCUCGCGCCAUUCAGUGCCGCCGGCGGGUCGAUUUUCGAGACGCUCUUAGCUCAAUUAGUGUCCUCGGCCUGGAUCUGGAGGCUUCUGGCCUUCAAAUGUGCUCUGACACUGCUUUUGGGGAUUCUUGCCAUGCCGCUUUCGAUUGGCCAGGGUGGCGGAGGCUCUCUCGAUGUCGUUGGCGCAUUCUUGGGGGCAGCAGGUCUUCUCCUCUUUAAUUUUGCUUUCAGCCAGUCCACCGUGGACGACUGGGGAGCCGCUAGCAUCUCGACUUUGGUAGUCGGCCUUGCUCUCCUGUUCGCUUUCGCUCUGUGGGAGAGCUUCGUUGCAAAGGAACCGAUUCUCCCCUUUGACAUCUGGAAGGCGCCAACCUUUGGCUGGGUGCUCCUGUCGGCCUUUCUCGGCUUCAUGACCUUUGGCGUAUGGGUCAUCUACGCGUCGCAGUUUUUCUUGCAGAUUCGGCACCUGAGUCCGCUCCUGACUCAGGCGUACUGGACACCGUUCACCCUGGGCGCCUUCUUUGCUGCUCUGCUGGGUGCUUUCCUGGUCCGGACCGUCCCCGCACAGGUCAUUUUCCUGGCCGGCCUCGUUUCUUUGUGUCUGAGCAACAUUCUGAUGGCGACUGCGCCCGAACGAGGCAUCUACUGGACCUAUCCGUUCUUUUCAACGCUCUUUGCUGCGCUCGGGCCAGACUUUAUCUUUACCGCCACACAGCUAAUCGCUUCCAACACCGUCAAGGCGUCUCAGCAAGGCGUGGCGGGCUCUCUGGUCGGAACGGUGCUGAAUGUGGGACUGGCUCUGGGCGCUGGGCUGGGCGCUAACGUCGAGCUGCACGUGAAUGCUGGUGGGACUCGGCCAUUCGAUGGGAAAAGAGGGGCCUUCUACCUCGCAAUCGGCCUAGCAGUCACCGGCAUGAUGAUUGUCGUUGCUUUCGUCCGUCUACCGAAAGACGGAAGAGUAGGAUACGAGAAGAGCGACGAGGAAAAGCAAACAGCCACUCCUGGCGAGGAAGAGAGAGUGUAAAACAUGCCGAUUCUCAUUCUGACUUGCGCGUUCGCAAGAGCCGGUCCUUUUUUCAGACUGAAUCCUAAGAAAGAAACAUAAGCACAGCGGUC
Messenger RNA from Acaromyces ingoldii, 1637 nucleotides. RefSeq names its product MFS general substrate transporter. The coding region runs from base 1 to 1545 and encodes 514 amino acids. Gene Ontology annotation, molecular function: transmembrane transporter activity. NCBI's taxonomy places the organism in Eukaryota, Fungi, Basidiomycota, Exobasidiomycetes, Exobasidiales, Cryptobasidiaceae. The record is from RefSeq and is a predicted model, not a curated record. Gene Ontology annotation, biological process: transmembrane transport. The transcript is spliced from 8 exons. Gene Ontology annotation, cellular component: membrane.